Molecule: messenger RNA, 2001 nt
Organism: Bipolaris sorokiniana ND90Pr
Lineage: Eukaryota; Fungi; Ascomycota; Dothideomycetes; Pleosporales; Pleosporaceae
Product: carbohydrate esterase family 4 protein
Exons: 4
Coding region: 221-1777 (518 amino acids)
Biological process (GO): carbohydrate metabolic process
Molecular function (GO): chitin binding; hydrolase activity, acting on carbon-nitrogen (but not peptide) bonds
Source: RefSeq, a predicted model, not a curated record
CUAACGGUGUCUGCACCUUGAAAUGCUUACCUCCGGAUACCUUCUACCGGAUACCUAAUUCUUACCACACUUAUUGUGGUCCACCUUCGUUUUCCAUCUACAGGUCUCUCAGUGUGUUGUCGUUGUCGACCACCACCUUCCGCUCGCUCUCGCCUGUUUACAAUUCCAAUUUGAUUAUUACUUUUAAUUCCAUAAUCAAGACCGGUCGCAUUCUUCCAACAUGCACUACUCUGCUGCUCUUGCGGCCGUUGUAGCCGUUGCCCCCAUCGUUAGUGGCCAUGGAACCGGCCUCCCUAACAUUGUCGGGUUAGAUCCAAAGGACAUCAAGGCUCGCGACUUGCUUUCUGGUAUCGGAGCACGAUUCACUGGCGUCAACGAGAUCGCCAAUGCCAAGAACAAGGUCAAGACACAAAUUGGCCGCCGCCAGGACGACCGCCAGUGUGGAGCUGGCAUUGGCAACUGCCCUGCUGGCCAAUGCUGCUCACAAGCCGGCUACUGCGGAAAUGAUAGCGACUACUGCUUCUCUCCCGGCUGUGACUACAAGCAUGGCCCAGCUUGCCCAGAGAACGUGACACCAGCCGGCACCAGCACCGCCUCGAUUGCCCGUACUAAGUCUGGAAACGUCGAGUUUGGUGGCAACGGUAUCUACAGCUGCACCAAACCAGGAACCGUUGCUCUCACCUACGAUGACGGCCCGCAGAAGGUUUUCACUAGUCACAUUCUUGAUGUCAUGGCUUCCUACAACGCCAAAGCUACCUUUUUCAUUACUGGUAACAACAUCGGCAAGGGCCAAAUUGAUAUCACCCCUGAAUUCACCCAAGUCAUCAAGCGUAUGGACGCUGAAGGCCACCAGCUCGCUUCGCACACCUGGACUCAUUUGGAUCUGAGCGCCAUCUCCUCGCAGGAUCGCCACGAUCAGAUGAUUAAGAACGAGAUGGCUCUGCGCAACAUUGUUGGCAAAAUCCCCACUUACAUGCGUCCUCCCUACUCCAGCUGCACUGCCGAGUCUGGCUGCGAGAAAGACAUGGCUGACCUUGGCUACCACGUCACCUACUUCGACGUGGACACUGAUGACUAUGAGCACGAUGACCCUACUCUGAUUCAGUACUCCAAGGACGUUUUCAAGGGCAACGUUUCCUCUGGUAGGCCCGCCAGCAGCCAGUGGCUCGAGAUUGGCCACGACAUCCACGAGCAGACUGCCAUGAACUUGACCGAAUAUAUGCUCUCCACUCUUACCCAGCUCGGCUACAAAGCCGUUACUGUCGGUGAAUGCCUUGGCGACCCUGUCGAGAACUGGUACCGCAAGGCUGGUGGCGCUAGCACCGGCGGUUCCACUUCUGGAGGCGCAAAGCCUACUUCUGCCAGCGCAAAGCCUACCUCUGCUGCCCCUGCUCCCACUGGAACCAAGAAGGUGUCCACUGAUGCUACCUGCGGUGGCACCAAGGGAUUCACCUGCACAGGAUCCGCUUUCGGUAAGUGCUGCAGCUCUGCAGGUUGGUGCGGUAGCAACAACGAUUACUGCGGCACUGGCUGCCAGACCGGCUUCGGUACCUGCGGUAACAGUGCCGGCUCAACCACCUUGAGCACUGCUGCUGCUGCGCCCAAGCCCACCACCGCCGCUGCUAAGGCUUCCACCGACGGAACCUGUGCUGGAACCUCGGGCUUCACUUGCACCGGUUCGACGUUUGGAAACUGCUGUUCGCAGUAUGGAUGGUGUGGAAGCACCGCUGAUCACUGCGGCACUGGUUGCAAUGGUGCCUUUGGAAAGUGCACUUAAGCUGACAAUUGCCAACUCCUUAACCGUCAUAGCAGGGAGGUUUUCUUUUAAAGCAUCUUGGGAAAAAGUUGUCUCGGAAGAGAAGAGAUGAGAGUAGAUGUGCAGCUCUUUUUCUGUAUUAGCCUGAGAGCAAUAUGCAAGUUCCGUCCAACGAUAUCACGAGGUAAAAAAGCUAGUUUUUAACCACAAUCUUUUUUCCUUGAACAAAUGCCCUGCUACAGUCC